ACUAUUGAGAGCUGCAGGCUUGAGACCCCCAGCCUGCAGACCCCAGCCCGCCCAUCUCGGGCCACUGGCCCCGGGCCCCACCAUGUUCUCCAGGAAGAAGCGGGAGCUCAUGAAAACCCCUUCCAUCUCAAAAAAGAACCGGGCGGGAAGCCCCAGCCCACAGCCCGCGGGGGAGCUGCCCAGGAAAGAUGGGGCUGAUGCGGUGUCCCUUGGACCCAGCCUGGAGCCACCAAGUGCAGCCUCAAAUGCCAAGGCCAUGGGCACCCUCAAACGGCCCACCAGCCUGAGCCGCCAUGCCAGCGCGGCUGGCUUCCCGCUGUCCGGCGCCAGUUCCUGGACGCUGGGCCGGGGUCAUCGCAGCCCGCUGACCACAGCCAGCCCGGCUGAGCUCCCCAUCGAGGGGCCCUGCCCCGACACCGUGGAGGACAUCUCCCAGCUGCUGACUGACGUGGGCCGCUUUGCCAAGGCGCUUGAGAAGCUCAAAGAGUGUGUCCUGAGCGACGACCUCCUCGAGGCCCGCCGGCCACUGGCCCACGAGUACCUGGGUGAGGCCCUUCGUAUGAUGCGUCAGAUCAUCUCCAAGUACCCGCUGCUGAACACCGUGGAGUCACUCACUGCUGCUGGCACCCUCAUUGCCAAGAUCAGAGCCUUCCAUUAUGAGUGCAACAAAGAGUCUGACAAGCAGGAGUUUGAGAAGGCCCUGGAGACCAUCGCUCUCUCCUUCAGUAACACCGUGUCCGAGUUCCUCAUGGGGGAGGUGGACAGCAGCACUCUCCUGAUCGUGGAGGUCGAGCAGGACAACAAGAUGACUCCAGGGAACCUGGGCAUUGUGUUUGGACCCACGCUGCUGCGGCCAAGGCCCACCGAGGCCACCGUGUCCCUGUCCUCCCUGGUCGACUACCCCCACCAGGCCCGCGUUGUGGAGACCCUCAUUGCCCACUACGGCCUGAUCUUCGAGGAGGAGCCCGAGGAGGUGCCUGGGGGCCAGGACGGCACGUAUGUGCAGCGGGCUGAGGCCACGGUGCAGACGGCGCACCCAGAGGCGAGUGCGGGGGCCGCCCUCCCCCUGCAAGAGGAGGCCGCGGACCGGGGCCCAGAGCCCCAGGUGGCCUCCAAUGACUCCGACUCCGAGGCGGAGGAGGCCUCAGACCUGCUGUCCCCAGCGGACGGGGGCGCCGUGCACCGCCUCAGUUUCCUGGAGAAGCCGGGCAGCGAGGCCAGCGUGGAGGAGGGCCAGGGCAGCCGCAGCGGCAGCGAGGAGCAGCUGGGAGCUGCAGCCGCGGCCGGGGAGGGCCUGGCCCAGCAGCUUUCCGAGUACAACACCAACCAGUGCAACAACACGGCCGAGGUCCGGCUGCCCGCCAUGAGGCUCCGCGGUGGGCGGGUCGAAGCAGGCUCAGGCCAGGAGAGGCAGCCGGACUGUGUCUAGCUGGGGCACUGCAUGUCCAGUCCCUGUGGAUGUCCAGGCCCCGCGAGGCCUGCUCCAAGCCCAGUGCACCGAGGACACUGCUGGCUGCCUUUUCCAGAAGCUUCCGGGAGCAAGGGGUGAGGCUGAGGCCUGCCCCGUUUGCCUGUGUGCUGGGGGCCAUGUGGACGGAGAAGCCACGUACGCCUCUGCUGAGUGGCCCUGCCCUCGGGGCCAGCCACCCCACCGGCCACUGGGCCACCACGGAGGCCACGCUGGAAGCCAGAUGGCAGGGGCCAGGAGGCAGCGUCGGGCCCCGGAGGGUGUAGGCACGCGGCGAGGUCUGUCCUGGGUCACAACGUAGAUUUUCAAAUGCACGUUUAUUUUGCUUAAAAUAAAGUUUUAA
Messenger RNA from Neomonachus schauinslandi (Hawaiian monk seal), 1811 nucleotides. It is a transcript of the gene ARHGAP45, whose product is annotated as Rho GTPase activating protein 45. The record is from RefSeq and is a predicted model, not a curated record. Bases 83 to 1429 code for a protein of 448 amino acids. The transcript has 8 exons. Gene Ontology annotation, biological process: signal transduction; activation of GTPase activity. Gene Ontology annotation, molecular function: GTPase activator activity. Lineage: Eukaryota; Metazoa; Chordata; Mammalia; Carnivora; Phocidae. Gene Ontology annotation, cellular component: membrane.